UCUUGUUGCAGAUAGAAUGUUGGUCCUGUUUGAGACCCCGGCGGGGUACGCUAUAUUCAAACUCCUAGACGAGAAGAAGUUACAACAGUCGGACAAUCUUUACGAAGAUUUUGAGACUGUUGACUCGGCUAAGAAUGUUGUUAAACUGAAAAAAUUUCAAAAAUUUGAGGACACCACGGAGGCCUUGGCCGCCACGACAGCGGCUGUCGAGGGUAAAAUGUCGAAAUCCUUGAAGAAAAUGUUGAAAAAAAUUAUUGCUGAGGAUGCCCAUGAGAGCUUAGCUGUUGCCGACGCUAAACUCGGGAACUCUAUCCAGGAUAAGAUGAACCUAAACUGUGUGUUCGACAGUAAAGUGAGUGAACUUAUGCGUUGCAUUCGUUCACAGGCAUCUGGACUCAUCACAGGUGUUGCUGAUAAAGAUAUGGCCGCCAUGGAGCUUGGUUUGGCUCAUUCCCUCUCCCGGUACAAGCUAAAGUUCUCCCCCGACAAGAUCGACACCAUGAUUGUCCAGGCUGUGAAUUUGUUGGACGAUUUGGACAAAGAGCUGAACAAUUAUAUUAUGCGCUGUCGAGAAUGGUAUGGAUGGCAUUUCCCCGAGAUGGGAAAGAUUAUCACAGAUAACCUGGCCUAUGUGAGGACCGUUGAGCUCAUGGGAAUGCGCGAGAACGCCAAAAGUAUAGAUUUAUCAGACGUACUUCCUGAAGAGGUUGAAGAGAAGGUGAAGGAAGCUGCUGAGAUCUCCAUGGGUACUGAGAUAUCUGAAGAAGAUAUCACUAAUAUAAAGCAUUUAUGUGAGCAGGUUGUCGAAAUCCAGAACUAUCGGGCUCAGUUGUAUGAUUAUCUGAAGAACAGAAUGAUGGCUAUUGCACCCAACCUAACUAUCCUUGUUGGAGAACUGGUUGGCGCCCGUCUUAUAUCUCACGCUGGUAGCUUGAUCAACCUGGCCAAGCAUCCCGCCAGUACUGUACAGAUUCUUGGAGCUGAGAAAGCGUUGUUUAAGGCUCUGAAGACUAAGCAUGACACGCCCAAGUAUGGUUUAAUCUACCACGCCCAGCUUGUUGGUUCAGCUAGUACUAAACUCAAGGGUAAAGUCAGCAGGAUGUUAGCUGCCAAAGCUUCUCUAGCUUGCAGGGUUGAUGCUCUGGGUGAUGAGUCUACUACUGAUCUGGGUAUGGAGCAUAGAGCUAAGGUUGAGAGUAGGAUCCGUCAGCUAGAGAGCGGAAAUACAACCAGGAUCUCGGGAACUGCCAGACAAUCAGCUAAAUUCGACAAGUAUGAGAAUAAAAGCGAGGUGUUGGCCUACAAGGCAGCAGCUGAUGUCACCCUUCCCAGGAAGAGAGAGGUUGAGGAUGAAGAUGAGGAACAGAAACCUAAACCCAAGAAAAUUAAGGUGGAAGACGUCGAGGCUGAACCAGAGAAGAAGAAAAAGAAGAAGAAAGACAAGGAGCGGGAGAAGGAAGAACCCGACAUGGAAGUUGAGGUUAAGGAAGAGGAGGGAGAGAAGAAAAAGAAAAAGAAGAAGAAAUCUAAAACCGAAGGCGAUGAAUAAAUUUGAUGUCCUUGUAUUAAAGAACUUUCUGGAAGAAAUCAUGGUUGAAUUUGUAUUCAUUGUGAAUAUAUAUUUUAACUAUUUUGUUACUGUACCUCUACUCUUAUCCAAGGAUAAUGUUAUGAAUAAAGUAUUUUUUUCUUAUUCUUAAA
Molecule: messenger RNA, 1701 nt
Organism: Eurytemora carolleeae
Lineage: Eukaryota; Metazoa; Arthropoda; Copepoda; Calanoida; Temoridae
Gene: nop5
Product: nucleolar protein 58
Exons: 11
Coding region: 17-1549 (510 amino acids)
Cellular component (GO): small-subunit processome; box C/D methylation guide snoRNP complex
Molecular function (GO): snoRNA binding
Source: RefSeq, a predicted model, not a curated record